AUGAUCCUGCCCGCUUCCUGCAAGCUGCUAGCUGCCUUCCCCUUCCUCUUUGGCAUCUUAUGGUUCGUUCAAAUGUUUCAUCUUUGCACAUCACGACAGCUACGAUUCCUUGACCUCGAUGCCAAGACGCCGAAUUACUCCCAGUUCAUCGAAACUUUGCAGGGCAUUCGGAGAGGGCUCAACCUCGUCCUGGACCUUAUCGUGGCUGUCUUGGCCGUCGUUAUGAUCUCGGUUGCCGUGCUGCUCCGAGGAUCCACGAAUGCAGCCUUUGCCGUUGUUGCUUUGUGCAACAUGAUGGAUCUCAGCGACGUCAUGAAAGCUUCCAUUUCCGUAUGGACGAUUUUUGAAACAUCCAUAGGUGCCGUAGCACGCAUGAGGAGCUUUGGCGAGCCCACUCCAUGCGAAAACUUGCCACAGGAGUCCCACACGCCGCCCGCGAACUGGCCGCGGCACGGCACGAUUGCCAUGGACGCGGUGACCGUCGCCUACAAGGCCGACAUGCCGCCCGCCCUUGACGGGAUAGCGUCAAUGUUGAGACGGACAGGAUUAUGCAGCAAGCCCAUCACGGAGUGCUUCCAAGACGUCACGAUACUCUUAAUCGCUCAUCGAUUGGACACCAUUGUCCGUUACGACAAGGUUUUGGUGCUGGAUAAGGGCGAAUCAGUGAGCAGGGCAAUCCUCAAGAGCUCCUGGGGCAGGACUCUGCGUUCCGGUUGCUCUAUGAGUCCGCGCACGGCAAAGACUGAGCUGGGAAACGACUGCGCCGCGGCUUUCAACACUACUGCAUGCAUUGUGUUUUCGUCGACUUGA
Molecule: messenger RNA, 810 nt
Organism: Drechmeria coniospora
Lineage: Eukaryota; Fungi; Ascomycota; Sordariomycetes; Hypocreales; Ophiocordycipitaceae
Exons: 3
Coding region: 1-810 (269 amino acids)
Biological process (GO): transmembrane transport
Cellular component (GO): membrane
Molecular function (GO): ATPase-coupled transmembrane transporter activity; ATP binding
Source: RefSeq, a predicted model, not a curated record